UUUCCAACGUUCCACCUUCCUUUCCCUCUCUAUCUUCACACAACCUCUACCUCUCCGCUCUCAUGUAAAAAACCAUAACUAAAACUUGUAAUUUUAUCACUGUUUUAAUCACACGUAAUCAAUAUAUAUAUAUAAUACCACAUAUAUGCCAAAGAGGGAUGUCCGGCGUAGAGUUCCGGAGAACGGUGGCCGGAAGAUCAGGCCACCAUACCCAUCUCCAUCUCCAAGUAGACCGACCCCAUCACCAUGGCGAUCGGUGAAGCACUCCAAGCCUGUAAAGUUUUUGAAGCGAUGUGGUCCUCAGAGCCCAUGAUGGUGUGGGGGAGCCGUGCUGAAGAUAGUGUUGAUCAGCAGAAAAAGAGGAGCAGCAUCUUACUGUACGAGGGUGAUGGUGGUGUUUUGUUUAGGCCUCAUACUUGUACAGAUGUUCUUGCUUCUUCUCCUUCUUUGAUCGUGCCCACUAAUUUCUCUCCUCGCUCCAGUCUUGAUCAGGGAUACAAGAAGGAUGCAGAAGUAGUGAUUACUGUAACAGUUGAAGGGAGUCCAGGGCCUGUUAGGACCAUGGUUAAAUUGGGAUCUAAUGUAGAGGACACAUUUAAGCUUGUGGUAGACAAGUACAGUGAAGAAGGGCGAACCCCAAAACUUGAUAAGAAUGCAGCAUCAACAUGUGAAUUGCAUCAUUCCUAUUUCAGCCUUCGAAGUUUAGAUAAAUCAGAAAUGGUUGGGGAUGUCGGUAGCAGAAGCUUCUAUCUCAGAAGCAGCAGCCGCAAUCGUAGAAGUAAUGGAGGCUCAGCUUCUUCCAUUACAGAAACAGUUUCUGGGAGAGCUAACCCACCACCACCACCACCAAUUCCAUGCCCUCUAUUCUUACUUCCGGAAUUCUUUGCUAGCAAAUUUGGCAAAAUUGUGAGAAGGACGCUUCAGCUUUGGAAGGUCUUGGUUAGCUGGAAAUGACACCAAGAUCCUGUCUUUGUUAGAGUUCAAUAGCAUCACAUUAUUUACUUGGCUCUAACAUAAAUCAAGAUACCUUUUUUUCAUCUUUUUAUCCUUAUUUUAUUUUCUUACAAAUUCUUUUUG
Populus trichocarpa (black cottonwood) is the source of this 1077-nucleotide messenger RNA. RefSeq lists its product as uncharacterized. The record is from RefSeq and is a predicted model, not a curated record. NCBI's taxonomy places the organism in Eukaryota, Viridiplantae, Streptophyta, Magnoliopsida, Malpighiales, Salicaceae. The coding region runs from base 247 to 954 and encodes 235 amino acids. The transcript is spliced from 3 exons.